Messenger RNA from Cryptomeria japonica (Japanese cedar), 666 nucleotides. RefSeq names its product protein argonaute 18-like. Bases 1 to 666 code for a protein of 221 amino acids. The record is from RefSeq and is a predicted model, not a curated record. Lineage: Eukaryota; Viridiplantae; Streptophyta; Pinopsida; Cupressales; Cupressaceae. The transcript is spliced from 3 exons.
AUGGGGGUCCUGUAUGUUAGCCCACCUUUACAGAGAGCUUCACCAGAUGGUGUAUCUAGGAUACAACAGUUUGUCAGCGGGGGUGAUAUUACUACAGAUUAUAAGGAUCAGCAGCCAAAGAGGCGAGGGGGAGUUAGACAAAGAGAUGAGGAGGGGGAGGAGGUAAGAGAUGGAGGUGGAGAUGAUGGAGGAGGUGGUGGAGGAGGUGAUAGAGGGGGAGGUUGGAGAGAUAUAGGGAUAGAUAGAGAGAGAUAUGGAGGAUGGGGGGGUGAUGGUGGGAGAUAUAGAGGAGGAGAUAGAGGACAAGGGGGUGAUGUAGGGAGAGGAGGAGGACUUCUCCUUGUUGUUGGUGGUACUGGUAGGGUAGGUGCAGUGCUAGUGGUGGUGGGUGGUAUAGAGGAUGUUAGGCGACCUACCCAAAGGAGGAUAUCCGAUGUUCUACCUCCAUCGGUGCCUCAGACAGGGAUAGAGCGGGAUACAGAGAGAGAGCACCAAGGCUGGGAGGAGGAGCUUGCUGAGAGAUUCAAGAGAGCGAUAGGUGGUGCCCCGAUGCGGGAUACACUGAGGAAUAUACGGUACAUAGACAAGGAGGCUGAGUACUACAGGAAUUUAUAUGAGGAGUUGGUUCCAAGAGAGCACAGAGCUCCUAGAUAUGCAGCCACUUGA